GAUAACAUUGGUAUCAGUCUUAACGUAUCUUACGACUUAAUAUCUGGUCUACUGGUCGAAUAAAUUACCGAGCAUAAUAAUAAAUAUUUUGAAAAAUGGAUUUAGUAUUUCGUACUCGUACUCCUGGGGUUCCUGCUGAGGGUGUACGGGAUGAGUAUGCCGAUGGAAUAGCUGCUGAAAUCUGGAAAACUAUAAUUGGAGAUGAAAAACAACGUACUCAAGUUUACAAAGACUUUUUAGUGGGUUCAUUACGUGAAAAGGGUUGCAAGAGAAUCCUCGACGUUGCCUGCGGCACAGGAAUUGACUCUGUAAUGCUCAUUGAAGAAGGAUUCCAAGUUGUCAGUGUUGAUGCUUCUGAUAAAAUGCUCAAACAUGCGCUCAAAGAUCGAUGGGAGCGAAGAAAAGAACCUGGUUUUGAUGAAUGGGUUAUCGAAGAAGCCAAUUGGUUCACACUGACUAAAGAUAUUGGACAUCUUAUUGGCGGUGGUUUUGAUGCUGUGAUUUGUUUAGGUAACAGUUUUGCUCACAUCCAUGACACUUAUGGUGAUCAGAGAGAACAGAAACAAAUAUUAAAAAACUUUGAGAUGUGUCUUAAACCAGGUGGCUUUCUUCUUAUUGAUCAUAGAAAUUAUGAUAACAUUUUGGAUGGUGGAGUUGCUCCAACGAAAUGCAUUUACUUUAACAGUCCGCAUAUGAAAGAUAUAAGAACCUCAGUCUUAUUGGUUUCCGGUGUGCCCCAAUUGGUUAUCCAAGAUUACUUUUUGUCCUUGGAUGAGAAUAACGAUGAUCCAGAGAAUCGAAAUCACUUUCGCUUAUCUCUCUAUCCUCAUCGGCUUAAUGCCUUCAAGGAUAUGCUACGAGAAAUAUUUUCCCAGAAGACCCACAAAAUUUUCGGUGACUUUAAACCUCUUAAUGAGGUAAAGGACCCAGUAUUUUUCAUUCAUCAGAUUGAAAAAAAAUAAUUGUCACAUACAAUUACACUGUAAAAAAUCGGGAGUGAAUACGGAUUUUAUUUCAAUCCGAAUUCACUCCAAUCCGAAGUUUUAAUAUUUAAAUUAAUUUAUAUUUAAUAGACACAGCUGUUAAUUAGAACCGUAAUUAUUUUAAUAAAUAAUUCGUUCAGAUAUUAAUAAUUAAACUCAAAA
Messenger RNA from Microplitis mediator, 1145 nucleotides. Its product is annotated as glycine N-methyltransferase-like. The coding region runs from base 96 to 962 and encodes 288 amino acids. The record is from RefSeq and is a predicted model, not a curated record. Lineage: Eukaryota; Metazoa; Arthropoda; Insecta; Hymenoptera; Braconidae. Gene Ontology annotation, biological process: one-carbon metabolic process; protein homotetramerization; regulation of gluconeogenesis. Gene Ontology annotation, molecular function: S-adenosyl-L-methionine binding; identical protein binding; glycine N-methyltransferase activity. Gene Ontology annotation, cellular component: cytosol. The transcript has 3 exons.